This is a messenger RNA of Paraglomus occultum, 210 nucleotides long. NCBI's taxonomy places the organism in Eukaryota, Fungi, Glomeromycota, Glomeromycetes, Paraglomerales, Paraglomeraceae. The record is from the annotation of a GenBank genome assembly.
AUGAUCGGCAAGGAGGGACAAACCCAAAAAGGCAAGCAAAAGGGGUCGAAUGUUUUGCCGGCCUUCUCGGACAAUACCAAGGCCCCUAAGCCUAAUAAGGUAACCCCCGCCACAACAGCCACCACCACUCCAGCCACACAAGCUAAAGAAACUGCGGCCAUACAAGCCAAAGAAACUGCAGCAGUGCUAAACUACCCCAGGAGGCUGUGG